CCGCCGAUUCAGUUGUGGCCGUGAAGAUGCGCGGGGCGCAGAACAUUUGUCACACUUGCUGGAAACGCAUGCGCGCAGAGGACAGAAACCAGUUCCAGUCAGGUCGCGACAGACGGAUGUGAUCAAGCCACAGAAUCACCUGUAAUCUGGCAUUCAUGGUGACACAUUCAUGGGAUCGGAGCGGGUGGAGAUGCGCAAGAGACAGAUGCAGGUUCAUCAGGAAGCAGCUGCCAGUGUCCUCCAAGCGCGCCACAGAAUGGGAAACACCCCCACCAACGCCUCCAACGCCUGCUGCUUCUGCUGGUGCUGCUGCUGUAGCUGCUCCUGUUUGACUGUGAGGAGCGAGGACGAGACGAUACAGAGGUCCACCCUCGAGCCCAGAACGGACGGAACCACCAGUUGCGAAGAAAGCCCGAAGCCCACCCUGGAGGACGCGCGCUCCUGGACCGUGUCGUUUGAGCGGGUGAUGAAGAGCGCAGCGGGCCGCGGCUGCUUCAGGCGGUUCCUGCGCACCGAGUUCAGCGAGGAGAACAUGAUGUUCUGGAUGGCCUGCGAGGAGCUCAAAAAGGAGACCAACAAGACCGUGGUGGAGGAGAAAGUCCGUCAAAUAUACGAGGACUUCAUCUCAAUCCUUUCCCCCAAAGAGGUCAGUCUGGACUCGCGCGUUCGAGAGGUGAUCAACCGGAACAUGCUGGAGCCGACCUCGCACACCUUCGAGGACGCGCAGCAGCAGAUCUACACGCUGAUGCAGAGGGACUCGUACCCCCGCUUCAUAAACUCCUCCGCGUACACGGAGCUGAUGGAGGGCCUGGAGGAGCCCCCACCCUGAGGCCUCCUGUUGGGAGUCCCGCCAUUUAAAGACACACAGGACCAAUGGACACUACAUAUAAGUGGUCUUUAUCCAGCUGUUAACUGCUGUUUAUUUACCCUCGAUUAGCUUACCGAAAUACUUGGAGCAAACAAGAACAGAAGAAGACAUAUCUAUAUUUUUAUAUAAUCCCUAGCGCUGUACAAUGUACUUUUCUACCUUGUUUAAUGAGGGAGAGCAUGCGUCUGUGAGCACUGCAUUGGUAUUUAGGUAUUUGGGAGCCUUAAUGCAUAUACAGUUCUCGUAGGUUUUAUUUAACAGUAACUCAAGAAGAAGGAAAGUGCCUUGGAAUGAGAUCUUCUACACUAGCACCAUGGGUCCAACACGACUUCCCCGUGUUGGUGCUUUCAGCUCUUCUCAAAGCUAAAAAAGGUUUUUACAAAUCGACGAGCUGACGCCCACAAAUAGAUCUAGUCUGUGUAUCAAUACUGUGAUGAUAGUCUAAUAUAUCUGAUUCAAACAAAACCGAACACACGACUGUGACCACUGAUAUAUUUGUGUAUUAAAAUAAAUGUGUGAAAUAGUUAUUUGAAUUCUCACAAAUUUAAUAAAGCACAUUCGGAUGUUG
This is a messenger RNA of Gasterosteus aculeatus aculeatus (three-spined stickleback), 1436 nucleotides long. Its product is annotated as regulator of G-protein signaling 20. Lineage: Eukaryota; Metazoa; Chordata; Actinopteri; Perciformes; Gasterosteidae. The record is from RefSeq and is a predicted model, not a curated record.